GCGCAUGGUAUAAAAAUGUCCAAGUAUGUGCUAGUGCUCGUAAUUUGCUCAAUACCAUUUAGUGCAUGUAUGCGUAAAAAUGUUUGCAAAACGAUCGAGGAUUACAGGACAAUAGAGCACAAUCCGAAUUGUUGGUACAAUCCCGACGUCGGAGCCAGUCCGGCCGAAAUUAUCAAAGGACACGGUUAUCCUUUUGAAAGCUAUGAAGUUGUGACAAAGGACGGCUACAUUGUUACGUUAUUUCGGGUGCCUCAUAACGGCACCAAUUUCGGGGCGAAAAAACCGGUGGUUUUCCUCCAGCAUGGAAUGGCUGUUGACUCUUCGUGUUAUCUCUAUUUGGGCGAAAAGUCCAGCGUUUUUGUUUUCGCGAAUAAUGGAUACGACGUCUGGUUGUCCAACAGCAGAGGCACCAAAUACUCCUCAAAACACAACAAAUAUUCAGUUUAUGACCCCGCAUACUGGAAUUUCAGUUUUCACGAAAUGGCAAUUUAUGACCUUCCAGCCAUGCUGGAAUUUAUUAUUAAAAUGACCGGACAAACUGGACAUAUCCACUACAUCGGCCAUUCUAUGGGAACCACAAUUUCGUACAUUUACAGCUCUCUGAUGCCACAACAUGCCAAAAGGUCCUUAAGGACAAUUGUGUCUCUCGCACCUGUGGCUUUUCUGGACCAUGUCUCACCUCUAGUGCGUGCCAUUGUCCCAUUUCGCUACUUAAUUUGGGAUUUUUUCGCCUCGCUUGGAUUAUAUGGAGUUGGUCCGAACGUGCAAUUUAAGCUAGAUAUAGUCCUGCAAAUGUGCGCCCGCUAUCCGUUUAUUUUGAUUUGUUCGAAUUUGGGCGAUCUUGCCGGAACGAAUCAGGCGGAGAACAGGGCGAGCACUCUUCCUGUCAGUGCAGCGGCCCAAUUGUCGGGAAUUUCGCUAAAAACGCUCCUACAUUACGCCCAAAUAAUUGACGCGAGGGGCCGCUUUCAAUAUUUUGAUUACGGUCCGUAUAAUCGGAAAAUUUAUAACUCGACAUUGCCGCCCGAAUAUCCAAUUUAUAAAAUUAAAAUCCCUGUUUAUUUAUUUUAUGGGCGAAGAGAUUUACUAGCCACGGAAAAGGAUGUUUAUCAUUUGUACGAGAAAUUGAAGACUGAAAAAAGGAUAAUGGAGGUUUUCAAUUUCGGGCACAAUAAUUUUCUUAGCGGUUUACACGCGUUGGAUUUGUACCAAAUGAUACUCAAGUUGAUUCAGCAAAAAGUCAGUCUUUUUGUGUCUUCCAACAUGCAUUACACACUUUUCCUUUCAUUAAAUUUUCUUUUCAUCCCUUGUGCAUUUUCCUUGGGUUUGGAAAACAAUGUUUGUCCUUCACUUAUCGAAUAUCAUAUUGCGGCCGUAAACCCUCGCUGUUACCACAAUCCUGAUGUUUUAUCAGACGUCAGCACAGUGGCAGAAAGACACGGAUAUCAAGUUGAGGCAAAUAGUGUGACCACAAAAGAUGGGUAUAUUUUAACCGUCCAUAAGAUAACUUCGAGUAAAGCGCAAGGACCCAUGAAACCCAUGUUCAUUCAACAUGGGAUUGCGACGAAUUCAGGGCCUUGGGUUGAUAUCGGGAACCGAUCGAUUGCGUUUUAUUUCGCCGAUAAAGGCUGGACGGUUUAUUUGGGUAAUGCCAGAGGGUCGACUUAUUCAGACAAACACGUCAAGUUAAACACACACGAUGCUGAAUUUUGGAAUUAUCGUUUGGACGAUAUCGCAGCUAUUGAUAUUCCGACCCAGUUGGAAUAUGUUUUCACAGAUUCUGGUCAAAAAUCAGUUUAUGUUGGCCAUUCUAUGGGCACCUCUGUUGUGUUCAUGUUUGCCUCACAAUACCCUGAAUUAGCCAGUCAAUAUCUCGAAAGAAUUGUUGCUUUAGCUCCUGUUGCUUAUCUGGACGGAGCUCCGGGUAUUACGUUAGUUAAACCAGUAGCGAAACCACUUUUAAGUAUUUUGGAACUUUUCCAUGUUUGGGGUUUAUUCCACCACGAGACUUUGAUUCAUACAUUUUUGGUUAAAGGAUUAUGUCCGAAUUUACCCGGACCUUGCAGAAUUUUCUUAGAUCUGGCUUUCGGUAGAACUAGUCAAUUUUCAGAUCGCGACCUCUUAUUGUACUUCAGUUAUUGGCCUAGUGGCACGUCAAUUUUCCAACUGAAACAGUAUUUGCAAAUUGCGAGUAGUAAAAAGUUCCAAAUGUAUGAUUACGGUUCUAAGAAAAAUAAGGAAAUGUAUGGGUCUGAAGACCCUCCAACUUAUCCACUUGAAGAUUUGAAAUUGCCGGUGCAUUUGUUUUACGGUGAAAAUGAUAGUUUGUACAGGAAAAAGAAUAUGAAAAGAUUGUAUGAUGAACUUGGAAGUUCGGAAAAAACAGCAGUUUCAGCUGGAUCUGAGAUUGGGAAAAAAUUCAAUCACAUUGAUUUUCUUUAUUCGGAGCAUUUGAUUGAACAGAUUUAUGAGAAGAUGGAGGCGGUUUUGGGUGGCAGUGGUGGGGGUGGGGGUGAUGAUGGUGGUCUAGAUGGUGGUGAUGAUGAAGAAGAAGAAAAAGAAGAAGAGGAUGAUAAAGAGGAGGAAAAAGACGAUGAUAAAGAGAAAGAGGACGAUAAGGAAGAAGAAAAAGAUGAAGAAAAAAAUGAAGAGGAAGAUGAUGAUAAAGACGACUAGACAUUCUUAAUAUUAUUAAUUGCUUGUAAUUGAUCUGUUAUCUUUAAAAAUAAAAUUUUUCGUUUUA
Messenger RNA from Tribolium castaneum (red flour beetle), 2743 nucleotides. RefSeq lists its product as uncharacterized. The coding region runs from base 16 to 2676 and encodes 886 amino acids. Lineage: Eukaryota; Metazoa; Arthropoda; Insecta; Coleoptera; Tenebrionidae. Gene Ontology annotation, biological process: lipid metabolic process. The transcript has 13 exons. The record is from RefSeq and is a predicted model, not a curated record.